AUGGCUAAGAUGCGCAGCUCGGCCGUGGCGGUGGAGAUCCCUAUCCCGGAGUAUGACCCCAUCGCGAUGGACUCCAUGAGCCAGGAGCAGAAAGUGUCGGCCCGAGCGAUGACUGCCUUGGGCGCGCACACAAAGAUUUUCCAGAAUGUCCGCGAUGUCCAGGCUCAGAACAUCCGCGAGAGGUGUUGUACAGACCAGUGGUUAGACGAGAAUGAGCGCGAGUGGAUGUGUUUGGACUCCUUGAUGCGCUCGCGGCCAUGGGCGACAAACAGGGAUAAAGCGUUCCCUUAUCCCUUCAGGGAAGCCACGGAGAAGAUGCGAGCCUUGGAGGGUCCCUGGUCUGGAGACGACGACCCCUUCCCGCGCGAGUGGACGCGUGGCGUGGCCGGAGACAAGGUCCUGACCAACGUUCGUCAGGUCAAGGAAUAUCCGCCCGAGUUGCGCUUCAUCUUGUUCACGCCCGAGUUUGGAAGCGUGAAUUCCUUCGCGGCAUCAUCCUGGCAGCAGUUGGCUUCCAGCCACGAUACGGACUUCUGGAUCGUCAGCUGGCAGGGAUGGGACAACUGGACGGAGAUGAUCGAGCAAGUUACUCGCAAGGUAUUGUCUUUUGCAGAUGGAGUUAGUACCGUUUGGUAUGGGCACUCCAUGGGUGCUAUAGUGGCAUACGAAGUGCUUAAACGAUUCGACCAGCGAUAUCGGUCGCCGAAUCUGCCAGUGGCGUUGAUAGUCAGCGGCUGCCCAGCCCCGCAUCUCUUUUCGGAGUCCUACCGGCCACAGGAGAAGCACGACUUCCUUUUGAAGCUUCGCAUACCGAACGACUUCGACAUAUUGACGCAGGAGAAGCGAGACAUCCUGCUCAAAGAGUUUCAGGUGCGGCUCGACAAUCGGCAAGAUGCCCUGCAGGAUGUGACUUCACACGCUGGCAACACCUCCGAGCCGACAGAUGUUCGAAGCGAAGCGGAGUAUCGCAAGGCCAUCGUCACCGAUUUGAAGGUCUUAAUGUCUUACGCCUUCGAGCACGGCGAGGCCAAGGCCGUGAGCGUCCCGGUCAUAGCCAUGGCCCACGACGAGGAUAGCCUCGUCGAGCCGCAGAUGGUGCAGGCCUGGGAAGCUUACGCCCCGAAGCCCGACAGCUUCGAAUUUCUAGCGCUGGAGGAUGUAGCCGAUGGCGAAGUGCUGGUGGAGCAAGGGCAUGGUUAUGCCAUGCGGCCCGUCCCGGAACUGAUCCAAAAGAUCUACGAGUCCAUGCUCAAGCACCAAAUCUCGAAGGAUCUUGCUGCAAUCCUUCCGGACAUCGGGCCCACUGAUGGCGAAAUCCCGGCAAAGACCGAUUGCGUUAUCGUUGGAGCCGGAAUUGCCGGCGUCACCACGGCCCGAGCGAUGGCGGAAGCCGGGAGGGACCUGCUGGUCUUCGACAAGUACGAUGCCAUCGGAGGGAUUUGGACGUACUAUGCCAACAUCUUCUCGCGAGUGAACACUUCGGAGGUCGGUUACCGCAUGGUGAACCAACAAGGCCCCGGCUCUCGUCCCAACGAGGACCAUUCGCCCACGCACGAUAUCCUCCGCGAUUUGUACACAGUCGCGGCACAAUUUUCAAAGGGCAGAUUCCGCUGCGGAGUCGAGAUACUCAAGGUCAAGCAGCAGCAGGACAAGAGCUACAUCGUCACGUGGAAGAGGUUAAAGACCGGUGAGACGGGGAAGAUACAUGCCAAGAGCGUCUGCUUCCACACGAACCGGCGGAUAGGCAAAAGAAGAGAUGUGGACUGGCCAGGGAAGGAGAAAUUCCGAGGUGAGUGUGUGUAUGGCUACGCCAACGAGGUGACUCCCCUGAAGUUCUGGGGCAAGACAGUCAUGGUUAUUGGCGCGGGAGCCUUCGCGUACGAGAACCUGCGCACUGCAUUGGAACACGGCGCGAAGCACGUCACGAUGCUUGGGCGGCGGUCUGGCACGACAUGCCCGAAGUGGAUCGACGUCAUUGCCUUUCUGCGGCCCUGUGAUCAGUAUUACAACACGGACAGGAACGGCAACGUCAUCAGCUUCGAUGCGUGGAAGCAGUGCUAUGUGGACGCCGGGCUACCUCAGCCGGAAUGUUGGGCCGAGGGCCUGCUGAAGCCUCACAACCACACCGUCUCAGUCUCUGACCUUGCUUUCAUUGCUGGCUACCACGGACUGGCCACCUUGAAGGUCGGCGAGAUCGCCGCUUAUCGGCCCGACGGCCAUGGCGUGGUGCUGAAGGCCCCGCCGAGCCCAAGCGCCCGAAGUGCUUCCUCGAUGGGUCCCCAGACACCCAAAGCCUGGAAGGGAUUCCGCGCGCUGAGGAUUCAAGAGGUUUCGCGAUGGUGUUUUUGGGCGUGA
Messenger RNA from Symbiodinium sp. CCMP2592, 2355 nucleotides. The record is from the annotation of a GenBank genome assembly. Lineage: Eukaryota; Dinophyceae; Suessiales; Symbiodiniaceae.